AUGCCGCCUCACUCACGUUGCUCCAUCGCUGUGGCCGUGGUGUGCCUGCUUGUGCUGGCAGGGUUUGUCAAUAGCCAACAGGAGCCUCUCCGCUCCGCCAUUCUUCUCGACCUUCGCCAGACAAAAAUGACGAAUACUUCACUGCAGGCAGCUAUCGAUAAGUACAUUAACUCCAGUGUGGAUAUUUCCAAGAUGUUUCCUCAAAGGCCCUUCAUUCUUGAUUCUAAUGGUAGUUUACUCUCCGCCCUGGGACACUUGGAACAGCUCUUUUUUCAUGAAGAGACAUUUAUCGAUGUUUUGUUUCUUGUAGAAACCGCCGACAUCUCGGUUGCUGUUGUUGAUGCUUUAAGACGAAACGAAAAAACUGCUGGUCUCACAAUUCUCUCAGCACACACAUCAAACCCUAAAUUGUGUGAUGUUGAAACCAAUCCAAACACGGUAUGUGUUGUGCCGCAAGAUAUCGUCAAUUUGCGUGGUGUGUUAGAAACUGUCUCUUCUGAGCUAGCAUGGUACUCCGUUGCCGUUGUGUUCAGCAGUGAUGCGUACGGGACAGGGGUGGAGUCUGUUUUGGAUAGUCAAAUCUCCUUUGCGCGUUCGGCCCCAACAGUUGUCACGAAAGUGUUUAUAAAAGUCAGUGGUACUUCUGACGAUGAUGACGAUGUCAUCCGUAAGGUGUUGGAAUAUCGUCCGGCCGGUGUUCUUUGUUUUGUGAAGGAAGACGAGUUCAUGCGUCUUCGUGCUGCUGUUGUACGUCUUGGAAAACAGGAUGAGCUCUUCUUACUCGGUUCACGCGAGGCAGUCAACGUGCUUGCAUUUUUAAAAGGCUCUGUUCAACCACUUGUGAAGCUUUGGGGUGCGCUUUUUGUGUCGCAGUAUACAUCCGUAGUGAACCUUGUCAAGCAGGGCUAUUUUGAUCUCCAACAGCUUGACGACUACGGUGCGUAUGUUGUGAGUCACCUAUUUGACGCAAUGCAGGCCGUGACACUGGCUGGUAACAUCUCAUCUGCAUCCAUCCGGUCAGUGCGCUUUGAUGGCUUGACGGGCACUGUUGCC
Messenger RNA from Trypanosoma cruzi, 1053 nucleotides. RefSeq names its product extracellular receptor, putative. The record is from RefSeq and is a predicted model, not a curated record. The transcript has a single exon. NCBI's taxonomy places the organism in Eukaryota, Euglenozoa, Kinetoplastea, Trypanosomatida, Trypanosomatidae. The annotation marks the transcript as partial.